Coccidioides immitis RS is the source of this 1944-nucleotide messenger RNA. RefSeq names its product ATP-dependent DNA helicase II subunit 1. Bases 1 to 1944 code for a protein of 647 amino acids. NCBI's taxonomy places the organism in Eukaryota, Fungi, Ascomycota, Eurotiomycetes, Onygenales, Onygenaceae. Gene Ontology annotation, cellular component: nucleus; Ku70:Ku80 complex. The transcript is spliced from 6 exons. The record is from RefSeq and is a predicted model, not a curated record. Gene Ontology annotation, biological process: telomere maintenance; cellular response to gamma radiation; double-strand break repair via nonhomologous end joining. Gene Ontology annotation, molecular function: double-stranded DNA binding; damaged DNA binding; telomeric repeat DNA binding.
AUGGCCGAAUCUGAGUACAAUCGAGAGGAUGAUAGCUUUGAGGAGGAGGAAGAGGUUGAUGACAGUGGCUACAAAUCCGUCAAAGAUGCUGUUUUGUUUGCUAUCGAAGUCAGCGAAUCCAUGUUGACAGCCGCCCCGAACCCUACCUCGAAGAAAGCCCGACCGGAAUCUCCAGCCACCGCGGCCCUGAAGUGUGCAUAUCACUUGAUGCAACAACGUAUCAUAUCAAACCCAAAGGAUAUGAUCGGUGUCUUGCUAUAUGGGACAGAGUCCUCCAAAUUCUACGAUGAUGAUGAAGACGGAAGAGGAAGCCUUCCUUAUCCUCAUUGUUAUCUCUUCACAGAUCUUGAUGUCCCGGCAGCAUCCGACGUCAAGGAGUUGCACGCCUUGGUAGAAGACGAGGAUAGAGCCGCUGAAAUAUUGGUUCCGUCUAAAGAACCCGUAUCAAUGGCAAACGUGCUGUUCUGCGCUAACCAGAUUUUUACGACGAAAGCACCAAAUUUCUCGUCCAGACGGUUGUUCAUCGUCACAGAUAAUGAUAACCCGCAUUCAAAGGAUAAAGUAUUGAAAUCCGCCGCCACAGUGCGUGCAAAAGAUUUGUAUGAUUUGGGUGUGGUUAUUGAGCUCUUUCCCAUUUCCACUCCGGAUCAUGAUUUCGAUACGUCCAAAUUUUACGAUGAUAUGAUAUACAGAGCUUCCCCCACAGACCCAGAAGCACCAAAUUACUCUUGCACUUCCACAAAAACUAGCGGCGCAGAUGGGAUAUCGAUCUUGAACAGUCUUUUGUCUUCGAUCAACUCAAAAUCUGUCCCUCGACGUGCAUUAUUUUCCAACUUGCCAUUGGAGCUCGGGCCAGAAUUUAGGAUAUCCGUCAGUGGGUUUCUUAUAUUCAAGCGGCAAGCACCUGCAAGAAGCUGUUACGUGUGGCUCGGAGGAGAACAGCCGCAGAUUGUGAAGGGUGUGACCACCCUCGUUGCGGAUGAUUCUGCCCGGGAAGUAGAGAAAUGGGAAAUCCGAAAAGCUUACAAAUUUGGCGGAGAACAUGUUGCAUUCACGCAAGAAGAGCAGAGUGCUUUAAGAAAUUUCGGCGACCCGGUCAUUCGCAUUAUCGGGUUUAAGCCAAUGUCGUCGCUUCCGAUCUGGGCGUCAACCAAGCACUCAACAUUUAUAUACCCUUCCGAAGCAGGGUUCGUCGGCUCUACUCGUGUGUUUUCGGCCUUGCAGCAGACACUUCUGAAGCAGAAAAAGUUCGCCCUUGUUUGGUUUGUCGCUCGGAAAAAUGCAGCUCCUGUGAUGGCAGCGUUGAUCCCCGGUGAGGAAAAGCUGGAUGAUAAUGAUGCCCAGGUUAUUCCUCCAGGCAUGUGGAUUCAGCCUCUGCCCUUUGCAGAUGACAUCCGCCAGAACCCUGAGACUCAUAAUAUUGUUGCACCCGAACCUUUGAUCGACAAGAUGAGGGAAAUCAUCCAAGUAUUACAACUUCCCAAGGGGCGGUAUGAUCCGCAGAGAUACCCAAAUCCAUCACUACAAUGGCACUACCGCAUUCUUCAAGCUCUGGCUCUUGAUGAGGACUUACCAGACCAGGCUGAGGAUAAAACUAUCCCCAAAUAUAAACAAAUUGAUAAGCGUGCUGGCGAGCAUGUUCUCGAAUGGGGCGAAGAACUGGAAACCCAGAACAGACUACUCGAAAACUCGAAGCCGAUUACUUCCACCUUAGCCAAACGGCCGGCACCUAGCAGAAAGGCAGAAGGCGACGAACGAGCCACUAAACGAGUGAGAGCAGAAAGCACAGGAGACGCGGAAGUAAAGAUGCACUAUGAGAAAGGGAGUUUGAAUAAGCUUACAGUGACGAUUCUGAAAGACUUUUUAUUAAGCCAUAACCUUUCAGGGACUGGCAAAAAGGCUGAUCUAAUUGAUCGGGUUGAGGAGUUUUUUGACAGGAAGUGA